AUGUUAUGCACAAACGAGUCGACGACGGGGCCUUUACCAAGGCCAGACAACGAUUAUCGGCCACCACCUGGGCUACACCGAUAUUCGUUGCACAGGCCUCUACCAGGGUUACUUCCGUUGCAGACGAGACCAGCAGUGAUUCGACCUCCACCCGGACUGUACCGGAUAUUACCACAGCAACUAGUAAACCAGGAUCCACAGAGAUCAGCAUUUCGGCCACCACCUGGACUUCACCGAUUACCUCCUGGACUGCACCGAUUACCUCCAGGACUUUCGCCAAUAUUACCACAACAACCGCAACCACCACCACCACAACCGCCACAACAGCCACAACCACCGACAUAG
Macrosiphum euphorbiae (potato aphid) is the source of this 345-nucleotide messenger RNA. Lineage: Eukaryota; Metazoa; Arthropoda; Insecta; Hemiptera; Aphididae. The record is from the annotation of a GenBank genome assembly.